Messenger RNA from Pongo pygmaeus (Bornean orangutan), 2590 nucleotides. RefSeq names its product RAS like proto-oncogene B (gene RALB). The coding region runs from base 319 to 1134 and encodes 271 amino acids. NCBI's taxonomy places the organism in Eukaryota, Metazoa, Chordata, Mammalia, Primates, Hominidae. Gene Ontology annotation, cellular component: membrane. The transcript has 9 exons. The record is from RefSeq and is a predicted model, not a curated record. Gene Ontology annotation, molecular function: GTPase activity; GTP binding. Gene Ontology annotation, biological process: signal transduction.
UGCAGUCAUCUGAAGCUCGACUGGGACCAGAGGAUCUGUUUCCAAAAUGGCACACUCACAUGUGAGUUCUCACAUGAUCUGAUGGUUUUACAAGCGUCUGGCAUUUCCCCUGCUGGCACUCCUUCUCUCUCCUGCUGCCCUGUGAAGUGGUUCCUUCUGCCAUGAUUAAGCGGCAGCUGCUCCACAGCACCAGCCGAGUGGGACUUACGAAUGUCAGACUUCUUGAUUUUUUUAAGAGAUGCCAAAAAUUUGGACUUUUACGUGAAAUCGUUCUUUAAAAAAUAAUUUGGAUCAUUGCCAUUUUGUACCUCCUCCUAAAUGGAUACAUCUGGACAUUGUUCCCGAAUGAAGCUGCGGACCUUUGUGGUGAAUGUUACAGCUCUUAAACAUGGUGUGUCUGGAGUUUGUUCCUUCUGGUGGGUUCGUGGUCUCGCUGACUUCAAGAAUGAAGCUGCGGACCUUUGUGCUCUUCACUGGGUCAUCUGUGUGUCGCAGCCUCAGAAGACCAGCGAGAUGGCUGCCAACAAGAGUAAGGGCCAGAGCUCCUUGGCCCUCCACAAGGUGAUCAUGGUUGGCAGCGGAGGCGUUGGCAAGUCAGCCCUGACGCUUCAGUUCAUGUAUGACGAGUUUGUAGAAGACUAUGAACCUACCAAAGCUGACAGUUAUAGAAAGAAAGUGGUUCUUGAUGGGGAAGAAGUUCAGAUAGAUAUUCUGGACACCGCUGGGCAAGAGGACUACGCAGCCAUUCGAGAUAACUACUUUCGGAGUGGGGAAGGGUUUCUUCUUGUGUUCUCAAUCACAGAACAUGAAUCGUUUACAGCAACUGCCGAAUUCAGGGAACAGAUUCUCCGUGUGAAGGCUGAAGAAGAUAAAAUUCCAUUGCUCGUCGUGGGAAACAAGUCUGACUUAGAGGAGCGGAGGCAGGUGCCUGUGGAGGAGGCCAGGAGUAAAGCCGAAGAGUGGGGUGUGCAGUAUGUGGAGACGUCGGCGAAGACCCGGGCCAACGUGGACAAGGUGUUCUUUGACCUAAUGAGAGAAAUCAGAACAAAGAAGAUGUCAGAAAACAAAGACAAGAAUGGCAAGAAAAGCAGCAAGAACAAGAAAAGUUUUAAAGAAAGAUGUUGCUUACUAUGAAUGUCAAGGUGACGGAUGAAGCCAGCUGCUCCUAAGGACACAGGGCUGGGUUGGUAAAGAGAAGGCUAUGGUUGACUUCUUGCUUGUGCUUCCCGCUCUCCCCAACUUCAUUCACUCAAACUUCUUUAAAUGGGGAAAAAUAUUUGUGACUCAGUGGCUGGCAGAAGAAUAAGCCCAUGCAGGUGGAAGGGCUGCUUUGUCAGGAGGUUGUGGAGUUUCUUUCUUCUCCCCUUCUUCCCUCCCAAAAGCUUAGCUAUGUAUAAAGUGCCACAGAUAGGAAACAGCUAUUAAUUACAAAGAGAAAGAAUUGUCAUAGCAUCUUAUUUUGUUCCUAGUUUUAUAACAUUACGAUCCUUUGUUUCGAACUACAAAUGUUGUAGUGGGUUUUGGAGGAGGGAGUGGAGUAAGAUGCCCUCCCACUUUUAUCAGUUUAGUAGUAGUACUGAGAAAAAUCCCUUCAGCUCUAAGAACACUGAAAAAUCCACCGAUUUUUUGGGUAAGUUUCUUGGCAAUACCCUGUGGAUCUGAAACAGCUAAAAAAAAUGAAUUUGAAUUGCGCCAAAUAGGUCAAUAACAAGCUUCUGAAUCCUCCUCACAUAUGAAAAGUGAAAGUUGUGAGUUGUUUUCCUCUUAUUUAAAUAUUGGCCUAUUAUAAUCUGUGUUGGUUAUUUUUCUCCUGUAAGCAUCCUGAUUUUUAUGUAGGAACUUUUCUUUGGCAGAUCAAGUGAAGACUCAGGAAUGGUGUGCAUUAUAAAUGACACACGUUUCCAGUCAUGUAGAUAUUUUUAAGUUCUUUGGCUAAGUCCUCUCCUAACCGCCUGUCCUCUGGUUAGGCCCCUCCCUCUCCACUAGUGGUGAAUGCAUGUGUCUCUCUGAUCAGCAUCACUGCACACGGAGGUCUAGUGAGCCUCUUGCUAAGUGUCACAUACACUCUUCCCAAAGACGUGAUGAGUUAAAGUUGUAUUCUGAAAUCAUGAAGCCAGAGCCUGUGCCAGACCUUCAGACCUUCUGCUACCUCUCAUAGAAUUGCUCUGUAAUUCUAAAUUUAAAAUUAGAAGUGGAGAGAGAUAAGCCAUUGCCCGUUUGCCUCUGAGAAUUGGCUGCUGUUUCUAAUAUAAUUAUUUUCUAAGAUAGCCAGAUAGUUAGAAAAAGAUUUUCAUUGAUGAGAUAUUUUUAAACUUUCUUGCAUCAGUAUUCUAAGUUGAGCAAACUGAAAGAUUUUCAUCAGGAAAGGAGCACUGUGGUAAAAGCCCAGUAUUCACAUUUUUUCCCAUUUUUCAGAAGUGACAUUUCAUAUAUAGGUGCCAAAAGUGAAUCGGGGUGCGGAGAGCGGGAACCUUUUGAAUUUAUGAUUAUCACAGAGAUUGUAGAAAUUAUGAUCUGACUGGAAAACAAUCCUGUAUCCCCUCCCAAAGAAUCAUGGGCUUUUUUUUGAAUAAAAAUGCAGACAAAUAGA